Messenger RNA from Pipistrellus kuhlii (Kuhl's pipistrelle), 1482 nucleotides. It is a transcript of the gene C5AR1, whose product is annotated as complement C5a receptor 1. The record is from RefSeq and is a predicted model, not a curated record. Gene Ontology annotation, cellular component: plasma membrane. Gene Ontology annotation, biological process: inflammatory response; chemotaxis; positive regulation of cytosolic calcium ion concentration. Lineage: Eukaryota; Metazoa; Chordata; Mammalia; Chiroptera; Vespertilionidae. Bases 152 to 1174 code for a protein of 340 amino acids. The transcript has a single exon. Gene Ontology annotation, molecular function: complement component C5a receptor activity; G protein-coupled receptor activity.
AACCUGGGGUGUUGGGCUCCAAGCCACGUGGCUCUGAUGGACCCCCCCUGGCACCCGUCUGCAGACUCACUUUCUCCCUGCCUCUCUGCUUCCCACCCAGGACCUCGUGGGAAUUGACAACUAUGACUAUCCCGAUUAUGAGAACUCCACCAUGGACCCUAGUGUCCCCGUGGACAACUCCUCCUACACCCCGCCAAGGCUGGGCGGCCCGGACGUGCUGUCCCUGGCGAUCUUCACGGUGGUCUUCCUGGUGGGGGUGCCCGGCAACCUCAUGGUGGUGUGGGUGACGGGGUGCGAGGCCCGGCGCGCCAUCAACGCCAUCUGGUUCCUCAACCUGGCCGCGGCGGACCUGCUGUCCUGCCUGUCGCUGCCCAUCCUGUUCGUGAACAUCCUGCACCACAACCACUGGUCCUUCGGGGAGGCUGCCUGCCGGGUGCUCCCCUCGCUCCUCCUGCUCAACCUGUUCGCCAGCAUCCUGCUGCUGGCCGCCAUCAGCGCCGACCGCUUCCUGCUGGUGUUCAACCCCAUCUGGUGCCAGAACUACCGCGGGGCCCGGCUGGCCUGGGUGGCCUGCGCCGUGGCCUGGGGCCUGGCCCUGCUGCUCACCAUCCCCUCCUUCGUGUACCGGAAGGUGAACGUGCAGCACUACCCCGACAAGAUGGAGUGCGGCCUCAGCUACGGCCGCGACGCCGCCGGAGUCCGCAAGGAGAGGGCCGUGGCCACCGUGCGGCUGGUGGUGGGCUUCCUGUGCCCGCUGGCCACCCUCUCCGUCUGCUACACCUUCCUCCUGCUGCGGACCUGGAGCCGCAGCGCCACGCGCUCCACCAAGACGCUCAAGGUGGUGGCCGCCGUGGUGGCCAGCUUCUUCCUGCUCUGGCUGCCCUACCAGGUGUCCGGGAUGGUGCUGGUCUUCCUGCCCGAGUCCCACCGCCACUACAAGGCCGUGUCCCGCUUCGACGCCCUGUGCGUCUCCAUCGCCUACGUCAACAGCUGCAUCAACCCCGUCAUCUACGUGGUGGCCGCCCAGGGCUUCCAGGCCCGCGUCCUCAAGUCCCUCCCUGCCCGGCUGCGCAACGUGCUGACCGAGGAGUCCCUGGCCAGGGGGUCCAAGUCCUUCACGUCCAAGUCCUUCACGCUCUCCACGGUGGACCAGAAGAGCCAGGCCACAGUGUAGGAGAGCCGACCCGCCCGCCCGCCCGCCCCUCUGCCUGCCUUCGGCUCCGUCCUCUCCCGCUUCCUUCAGCUCAGCCCUGGGCGAGCUGGAGGGAUGGGGCGCGUUUCGGGGCGCUCUCCGCCGGUCCUUCCUCGUUUCCGAGACCAACAGAGCCUGCCUGCUGGGGCCACGCAACCUUUCUCUUCGCCUAAGGACAUAGCGAAACAGACGUCGAUAUGCCAGGAGUUGCCCUGGUCAGCGUGGCUCAGUGGACAGCGCGUCAGCCUGCGGACGGAGGGGUCCCAGGUUCGAUUCGCGGUCAGGGCACC